This is a messenger RNA of Talpa occidentalis (Iberian mole), 2332 nucleotides long. It is a transcript of the gene TMEM266, whose product is annotated as transmembrane protein 266. Gene Ontology annotation, molecular function: voltage-gated channel activity. The record is from RefSeq and is a predicted model, not a curated record. Bases 132 to 1739 code for a protein of 535 amino acids. The transcript is spliced from 12 exons. Gene Ontology annotation, cellular component: plasma membrane. Lineage: Eukaryota; Metazoa; Chordata; Mammalia; Eulipotyphla; Talpidae.
CGCUGCAGAGCCCGGCGAACCGCCCGCCCCGCAGCAGGGCACCAUAGUUGAAUGUCUCAUAGUGCUCCUGCUGGGAAAUGCUGAUGGCAGGCGUCCAGACAGCUGAGCCCCACUAGAUAUCAAGAAAGCCCAUGCCUCUGGCCGCACCUUUCAACAUGACCAAUCCACAGCCUGCCAUAGAAGGAGGAAUUUCCGAAGUUGAGAUCAUCUCCCAACAAGUAGAGGAAGAAACCAAGAGCAUUGCUCCCGUGCAGCUGGUGAACUUUGCCUAUCGGGAUUUGCCCCUGGCUGCGGUUGAUCUCUCCACAGCGGGCUCGCAGCUCCUGUCAAAUCUGGAUGAAGAUUACCAAAGAGAAGGGUCUACCUGGCUGAAGCCGUGCUGUGGGAAGAGAGCAGCCGUGUGGCAGGUAUUUUUGCUCAGUGCGAGUGUCAACAGUUUCCUGGUAGCCUGUGUAAUAUUGGUGGUGAUUCUCCUGACUCUGGAACUUCUAAUAGAUAUAAAGCUUCUCCAGUUUUCCAGCGCCUUCCAGUUCGCCGGUGUGAUCCACUGGAUCAGUCUGACCAUCCUCUCCGUGUUCUUCUCAGAGACUGUUCUGCGAAUUGUGGUGCUUGGGAUCUGGGAUUACAUCGAAAACAAAAUAGAGGUGUUUGAUGGGGCCGUGAUCAUCCUGUCCUUGGCCCCGAUGGUGGCUUCCACUGUGGCCAACGGGCCCAGGAGCCCCUGGGACGCCAUCAGCCUCAUUAUUAUGCUCCGGAUCUGGCGGGUGAAGAGGGUCAUUGAUGCCUACGUCCUGCCCGUGAAGAUGGAGAUGGAGGUGGUCAUCCAGCAGUACGAGAAGGCCAAGGUCAUCCAGGACGAGCAGCUGGAGAGGCUGACACAGAUCUGUCAAGAACAAGGGUUUGAGAUCCGGCAGCUGCGGGCGCACCUGGCGCAGCAGGACCUGGACCUGGCGGCCGAGCGCGAAGCGGCGCUGCGGACCCCGCACGUGCUCAGCCAGCCGCGCGGCCGCUACCAGGUGCUGGAGGCCGGCGCGUGGGCCGAGGAGACGGCGGCCGCCGGCGUCAUCCAAAAGUUGUCCAUUGGCCAGCCCAGUCAGAACGCCACGGUGCAAGAUGACAUGAACAGCUACAUCAGUCAGUACUACAACGGGCCCAGCAGUGACAGUGGUGUCCCAGAGCCAGCCAUGUGCCUGGUUACCACAGCCGCCAUAGACAUCCACCAGCCCAACACUUCUUCCGACCUCUUCUUGGUGGACGUGCCCUUGAAAGCUGGCAGCAACGGCACCUGUGCCAGCGCCACCUCCGAGAGUGCCUCGCGUUGGGUCCACAGCUCUGGCACCCAGGCCCAGAGCGAUAGCAGCCUGACGCUGGGCUCCUCCAGCGACUACAGCCCCGCCCGCGACCAGCCAGCCUCCGAGCCUAGUCCCUCUCCCCGGCCACUGCCGCAGCCACCCCAGCUGCCCAUGGGGGACACCAGAGCUCCGGACCUGCUGUCGUCCCCAUCGGAGGACCCCGGCCCACCACAGAGGGCCUUGGUCCCUGCCUCCAGGCCUAGGCCCAACCCUGCAGGCUCAGCCCCUACCAGUCCUGAGCCGGAGCACCGGGUCAGGCCAUUCCACCAGAACCAGGAAGGCUUCACUGUCUUCCAGAUCCAGCCCAUCCUCCCCUUCCAGCCCCCAGAGAAGCUCAGAUGUUUAGAAUCCAAAGAACAAAAGCUGCACAGGGUCCCUGAAGCCUAAGGCAGGCUGGGUGGGAGGAGGGAAGCUCUCCCAGGGCCCCAGAUGCCUUGUGGCCACAUGCCAGGGCUCAGGGGCACCCUCAGGGUGUUGCCUGCCUCCAGGGCAGAGAUGCCAGGGCAGGAGGCCACCAGCCUCAGACCUCAAAGCCCAGAGCUGGUGCCCGUCUCACCCUGCUCGGGAGGGGGUGCUCAUGGCUGGGUUGUUUUUUAAAACCAUUUUUACAAAAACCAGCCCAUGGCCCGGCUUCAGCAGGGUAGAGCUAGGGCCCAGCUCAGCCUCUUUUGUUGCCUUCGUUCCUGCCGAGUCCCCGGGAGCCUCGGGAGCAGCACUGUGAGCAGGGGCAGCCCAGCCCCCCCAACCGUCUUUCCCAGGAGCCCCCGGGGGAGCCAACGCCAUCCCUUGAAGACCACCACCUGGACCCACAUCACUCGUCCCCAUUCUCACUUCAGCAUGAGUGUUUCUGAGUCUUUUCAAGACGAAUUUUGUUUUCACCAUCACAGAACAUGAAGGUUGGAUCUGGAGACAGGGAGGGGGCCGGGGGCCGGGAGGGGACAGUCGUUUUCCAAUCUUGGCUUUAAUAAUAAAAACCAGCU